Messenger RNA from Topomyia yanbarensis, 2656 nucleotides. RefSeq names its product V-type proton ATPase 116 kDa subunit a 1-like. Bases 154 to 2571 code for a protein of 805 amino acids. Gene Ontology annotation, biological process: proton transmembrane transport; vacuolar acidification. NCBI's taxonomy places the organism in Eukaryota, Metazoa, Arthropoda, Insecta, Diptera, Culicidae. The record is from RefSeq and is a predicted model, not a curated record. The transcript is spliced from 7 exons. Gene Ontology annotation, cellular component: plasma membrane; vacuolar proton-transporting V-type ATPase, V0 domain; vacuolar proton-transporting V-type ATPase complex. Gene Ontology annotation, molecular function: ATPase binding; proton-transporting ATPase activity, rotational mechanism.
UCAGUCGGAGGAGCUGACGAUUAUAAUUACUUUGCGAGGCACCGUUCAGUUUGUCUCGAUAACUUGCUGCGGUAGGAGACUACUUGAACGCUGAACUUAGGUAGUGCGAUUAGCUUCACAGUCGGCUAGUGGUGUUCUGAGGCGGAUCCAAUCAUGGGAGCCAUGUUUAGGAGUGAGCAGAUGGACCUUGUCCAGCUGCUUAUCCAACCUGAAGCAGCUUAUCCGUCGCUAGCUGAGCUGGGAGAACUAGGCAUUGUCCAGUUUCGGGAUCUUAAUGCGGAUAUUAAUGUGUUCCAACGGAAGUACACCAGCGAAAUUAGAAGAUGCGAGGAGAUGGAACGAAAAAUCAAUUAUAUCCGUCGGGAAUUAACUAAGGACGAGGUCACCACUCCGGAUCUCUCGGAAAAUAUCCCAAGAACUCCGAAUUCGCGUGAAAUUAUCGAUCUCGAAGCCGCUCUGGAGAAGACCGAAAACGAGAUCAUGGAAUUAUCGGAGAAUAGCAAUGCACUGCUGCAAAACUAUAUGGAACUUAUCGAGUUGAAAAGUGUGCUAGAAAAAACUCAAGGAUUUUUCUCUGAUAAAUCAGCAGUGCAGAAUCUGGAGGGCACCGGCGGCGAUCCGAAUAAUGAGAAUAAACCGCUGGGUUUCGUGGCCGGAGUGAUCCCACGUGAGCGCAUCAUUGGCUUUGAACGGAUGCUUUGGCGCGUAUCACGUGGUAACGUUUUUCUACGUCAGGCACCGAUUGAUAAGCCGCUGACGGACCCGCGCUCGGGCGAUGAAGUACACAAGAUUGUUUUUGUUGCCUUCUUCCAAGGUGAACAGCUAAAGUCUCGCGUCAAGAAGGUUUGCAGUGGCUAUCAUGCUUCACUUUACCCGUGCCCAAAUGAGUACACCGAACGUGCAGAAAUGCUACAAGGUGUUCGCAUCCGCAUUGAGGACCUCAAUAUGGUUAUCAACCAGACCAAGGAUCAGCGUCAGCGAGUGCUUCUAAGCGUUGCCAAAGAGGUUCCUAAGUGGGAGAUCAUCGCGAAAAAGGUUAAAGCGAUCUAUCAUACUUUGAAUAUGUUUAACGUGGAUGUCUCUAAGAAGUGCCUGUUUGGUGAAGCUUGGGUUCCAACCGCCAAUCUACAGAAUGUAAAGAAUGCUUUGAUUAGCGGGUCAUCGGCGGUGGGAAGUACGGUGCCAUCAUUUCUGAAUGUCAUUUCAACCCAUGAAGAUCCACCUACCUUUAAUCGUACCAACAAAUUCACACAGGGAUUCCAGAAUUUAAUCGAGUCGUAUGGCAUUGCUUCGUACCGCGAAUGCAAUCCGGGUUUGUACACCAUUAUAACGUUCCCAUUCUUGUUCGCUAUUAUGUUCGGUGACUUGGGUCACGGAUUGAUUCUAUUUCUGCUUGGUCUCUGGAUGGUGUUGUGGGAAGAAAGCCUUAAUAAAAAUAAGGAUGAAAUUUGGCAGCUAUUCUUCGGUGGUCGAUAUAUCAUUUUGCUAAUGGGUUGCUUUUCAAUGUACACCGGUUUCGUUUACAAUGAUGUCUUCUCAAAGACCAUGAACAUCUUCGGAUCAUCGUGGACAGUGAAUUAUAAUACAUCCACUGUUAUGACGAACGUAGAACUACAAAUGAACCCUAGUGAAGAUUACUCAGAGACGGUUUACUGGUACGGCCUUGAUCCUCUUUGGAUGCUUGCUUCGAACAAAAUCAUUUUCUUGAAUUCCCUUAAGAUGAAGCUAUCGAUUAUUUUCGGUGUGGUACAUAUGAUCUUCGGUGUUUGCAUGAGUGUCGUGAAUCAUGUUCACUUCAGAAAGCCGAUUAAUAUUCUGCUGGAGUUCAUACCGCAGCUACUAUUCCUUUUGCUGUUGUUCCUGUACAUGUGCUUCAUGAUGUUCUUCAAGUGGGUUCAGUAUACCGCCGUUACAGAAGAUGAUGCGUUGAAACCAGGAUGUGCCCCAUCCGUGUUGAUUAUGUUCAUUAAUAUGAUGCUAUUUAAGGAACAGAAACCGCUCGACGGUUGCAAAGAGUUCAUGUUCGAGGGACAGAAAGAUCUACAAAUGGUGUUUAUUUUUAUUGCACUGCUCUGUAUUCCAUGGUUGUUAUUGGCAAAACCUUUUUAUAUUAUGUCAACUCGUAAGAAUAAACCCGUCGGUGCUAACCAUAUAGCUUCCGGAGGCCAUGGAGACCACGACGAAGAACCAAUUAGUGAAAUUUUCAUCCACCAGUCGAUCCACACGAUUGAAUACAUUCUAAGUACCAUCUCACACACGGCUUCUUAUUUGCGACUGUGGGCUCUGUCGCUGGCACAUGCUCAGCUGUCUGAGGUUCUGUAUACUAUGGUUUUCCAUAUUGGGCUGAAGUCGGAAGGAUUCGUCGGAUCUAUCAUGAUUUACGUAGUCUUCUGGCCAUGGGCGGUGUUAACCAUUGGUAUUCUCGUUGGAAUGGAAGGCUUGUCUGCUUUUUUGCACACAUUGCGUCUCCAUUGGGUGGAAUUCAUGUCGAAGUUCUACGAAGGUUUGGGUCAUCAAUUCCAGCCGUUUUCUUUCAAAGCUAUGUUAGAGGCUGAACAGGAAGAGAAAUAAUAUUUAUAAAUAAUAAAUAUAAAGCUUUGAAAUGUUAACAUAUGCAAUAAACGUGCGUAGUAGUGAAUAGCUUGAUAUGCAAGAA